Molecule: messenger RNA, 4287 nt
Organism: Nycticebus coucang (slow loris)
Lineage: Eukaryota; Metazoa; Chordata; Mammalia; Primates; Lorisidae
Gene: PLN
Product: phospholamban
Exons: 2
Coding region: 228-386 (52 amino acids)
Biological process (GO): negative regulation of heart rate; negative regulation of ATPase-coupled calcium transmembrane transporter activity; negative regulation of calcium ion import into sarcoplasmic reticulum
Cellular component (GO): sarcoplasmic reticulum; membrane
Molecular function (GO): ATPase inhibitor activity
Source: RefSeq, a predicted model, not a curated record
AACACUUUUUCUCCUCCAUCUACUGCAACUGUUCCCAUAAACCUGGUAACAAGAGCCAGAAAACUUCCCAGUUAAACGCCUAGACUGCAUACAACAGAUACUUUAUAUUGUGAUGAUCACAGCUGCCAAGGCCACCUAAAGGAAGGCCGUUAUCUCACAUUUGGCUGCCAGCUUUUUCUCUCCCUUUUGAACAUUUAAAACUUCAGACUUCCUGCCUUCCUGGUGCCAUGGAGAAAGUACAAUACCUCACUCGCUCUGCUAUAAGAAGAGCCUCAAACAUUGAAAUGCCUCAACAAGCCCGUCAGAACUUUCAGAACUUGUUCAUCAACUUCUGCCUCAUCUUGAUCUGCCUGCUGCUCAUCUGCAUCAUCGUGAUGCUCCUCUGAGGCUCUGCCUCGGCCUCCAGGUCUGCGGUGACCAGCCCAGCUCCGCCGGUCAGCCUGCUAAGAGGGGAAACAACACUGCCUGACAGAACACUUCCACAGUAGAAGAGUUUCUUUGUGAAAAGGUCGAGAUUAAGAGUAAAGCACAUUGUUAGCAAAUGUAUUCAUCUGCUGGAUCUUGUAAACAUAAAAAGGGCUUUAUUUUCAAAAAAUUCACUUUAAAAUGACUAGAAGUAUGUAAAAUAUAACUGUUGAUUAUUUCCUCGACAUGAUUUUAUAAAUUUCUACCCUAAGUCUUUUCUGAAGAUGAAGUAGGAAUUUAUUCAGUUUCAAAACUGCACUGGUAACAAGUUCACGUCAUAUAUAAAGCAUUAGCUUCACUCUUUGGGGUAAACAUAAUCACUCUGUAAAAGCUUCUUCAAUAUUUAGUAUUUUUCAAGACUUCAACAAGAAUCAAAAUAAUAAUUCAAAUGAAGUGUCACUAUUCAAAAUAGCACACUGACUCCUUAUACACUGCCUUUAGUAUUACUAUACAAAUCCGUUGUAGUAACUCUGUAUCAGAACCUACACUCGAAAAUAGAAAUUGUAUUCUUUUUCUGUAUCAUAAUAACAUUUUAAAAGUUUUGGAGAAUCAGAUAGGAAAAAGGGUCAUAUUCUUGCAUAAAUAAAAGAUCUCUCAGGCAAUGUUUUCAAAGAAGUAUAGAACUCUAAAACAUGUAAGUAAACCAUAAAUCUGUUCUCUCUAGGACAUUAUGAUAAACAGAUGAGAACUGGUGGUUAAUGCGUUAUCUGACAGCAUGAUCAGCCAUAAUUACUAAUAUACUAAAAGAAUAGUGUAGUCUUCAUUUAACGUACCGCCCUGGAUUAUCUGAGGUAGCGUACCUAACUUGCCAUACUGUAUUUUUGGAACCAUGAAAUCUUAAAAAAAACUUCAUAUAAUUUUAUAGGUUGUCUUCUAUUCCAACCUUAUACUCAAUGCAGGCAAGGAAAAGAAUAAAAGAUUUCCACUGACAGAAAAAUACGCUAUUUUAAGUGUUAAAAAUAAUUAAAAUGUGAAUUCUCUCGGCAAAUAUUAUCUCUUAGGUUUUAAAAUGAACUUAUCUUAUUAUUUAUAUAGCUGACACUUCAACAACAUGGGGGUUGGGGAUAUUGACAAUUUUGAUUCCCCCCCAAAUUAAUGACUAAUUAAUUGUUGACCAGCAGCCUUACCAAUAACAUACACAGUCAAUUAACACAAAUUGUGGAUGUUAUAUGUAUUAGCCACUGUAUUCCUACAAUAAAAGUAAACUAGAGAAAGGAAAAUGUUACUAAGAAGAUCAUAAGGAAAAGGACGUAUAUUUACUGUUCAUUAAGUGGAAGUGGAUCAUCAUAAAGGUCUGCAUUCUCACUGUCCUCACAAUGUGUAAGCUGAGGAGGAGGUAGAUGAGGGGAUGGUCUUGCUAACUCAGGGAGGACAGAGGAAGAAAGAAAUACACAUAGAAGUAAACCCUAACAGUUCACACCUGUUGUUCAAGGGUCAACUGUAAUAAGAUACAGCCAUUUUUCUUCCAACAUUAUAAAUCUAACAAUGAUAAUCUAUAAUUACUUUUUUGAUGAAUACAUGAAUGAUGAAUUCCCUCUCAUCAUUUUAAAACAUCUUCUAACAACUUGUAAAACAAUGGAAGUAAAAAUGAGUGCUAGAAAAUAAAUUCACUACAUUUUGGUAAUUUAAGUCAACUCAAGUUUAAAUUAAAAAUCUAAAAUAGUUUACACCUAUACUGCAUAAUCUAACAAUUUAAACCUCAGUUUGAGACAUGUAACUAAUAUCACAAUUAUUAAAGGACGUAGGGGUAUCCAACUUGUGGUCCACAAGCCACGUGAGGACUUUUUUGCUCAUCUGUGAUAUCACAAAAUUUAUGCACAGAGCUUUUUUUUAUUGUUCAGUAGCUUUUGCUAGUGUUUAUAUAUUUAAUGUAUGGCCCAAGACAACUCUUCAUUUUCUAAUGUGGUGCAGAGAAGACAAAAGGUUGGACAGCCCUGGUAGAGAAUGUGUCAUUAACCAUAUCUACUAAAAUAUGAUUACUAAAAGAAUAAAACAUGGUCUACAUUGAACUCAGUUUCUAACACAAGCAUUUACUAAGUGAAGGAGACAUUGAUUUUAAAUUUUUAAUCCCUGAGAGGUACUAGAAAUGGGGAGAUUGAAGGGCUUUGGUUCAUAAAUAGCUAAACAACAGAAGCACAGAAUUUCUUAAGUGAAGCUUUACCUACAAGUUGGAGAUCCCUAAUAACCAGAAAGUUUUUAAAAAACAAAUGAUGCACUCACCCCAUUGGUCUCAGUAAAUUAACCAAGGCAAAAAGUAUUCUAGUUCUAUAAAUCUCAAAAACAAAUGCCAAUUUUGAAUUCGUAAGUCCUAGUCUUUUCAUUACACUGUCCUUUCAUACACUGUUCAUUACAACUCUUCAAACUGUCAACUAUGAUGUUGUGGGCUUUUCCACAGAAAAACAGAAACAUAGAUUUUUUUUUUUUCUUUACUGUGUCCUUGAUAGAAAUUGAAACCUUAUACUGUGAGGAUUACAGAAUACUGUAACUCAGAUUAUUAUACAGAACAAAAACCUAUUCUUUAAAUGAAACUUAUUUAUUCUGUUUAUCAUGAUAUUCAAGGAAUAAGAUAAAAAAAAACAAUAUAUUUUAAGAUUUUUAAAUACUAAAUGUUCACAUACUUUCUAUUAUGGAAAGAAUUCUAAUCUUAGUUUACGGAGUACUACAAAACAAUUUUUAAAUGUUGCCUUUUAUAUUUUAAUUGGUUAAAAGUGUGUAUUUGUUUAAUACAAAUAAUCAGAAUUUUAUCUACGUUAAAAUGAAUGUCUUAAACUCAAUGACAUUUCUCUAUAAUAUACUCAUGAUUGACACUGACAGUAAAAAAUUAUAAAUAGCUUUGAUUUUGUAGGUUUUUUGGUGACUUUUCCCAAAUAAAAUAAAAUUAGGAUUUCCUAGUCCAGACACAAGAGGGCAGACCUAUAUAAAAUAGUGAUUUUGUUACUGCCCAGAAAUUAUCCUUUGAUUAUUUUUGAGUUUUAUGGCAAAGUGGGAAUAUAAUACAUUUUUGAAAAAGAUCUAUUCUUCCACUAAGUAACAGCACACUUUAAAAUGUCUAGAAACUAUAUGCUAAUAUCAUAUAGAAAAGCUGACAGAUGGAAAAAGUCAAACGCAUUACUGAUUUUAUUUAAACAUGCAUAUAAAAAUCAUUCAUAUGCUUUAUAUACUUUUUAACUACCUAAUGAAUAUGUCAUACUCUAUCUAAGGGAGAGUGUCAGUACCUAUAUCUUUGACAGUUAUCUCAAAUAGUAAAAAAUUAAAGGCAACACAGAUGACAAAAAUAAGAAAAAAUACAAAUAUUAAAACUUUCUUUUCAGAGAUGUAAUAUAAUACAUAAAACAUGCCCAAGGUAGAAGUAAAAUUUUCAUUCUUACUUCAUGUUAGGCAAAAAGCAAGUCAUUUAAUUCUAAGCAAUUUUGUCAAUUUCUUAUUUAUAUAAGAGGAAAAUAUUUAGUAAAAUACAUUGAAAUCAUUAGGGGCCAUUCCUUGAUUACUUUUAUAAUUCAAAUAAGCACAAAAUUUCAUCUUUCAUUCUUUAAUGACUGUAACCCAAAGUUUAGAAACAUUCUAAGGAACAUAAAAGUAAAAAGGAUAAACAAGUUUGUCAAUAAAGACCACUACUUCACUAUUGUCUGCAAAAUCCACUGUGGGCUUAUAGGUCUCCACUGAAUACUGUUGUUAAGUGUAGAAGUAGGCAUCCUCCUUCCUUUCCAAUGCCUCCAAUAAAGGGAAUGCAAGGGAGACAUGGAAAGGGAAGUGUUCUUCCCAAAGAGAAGAAAAUACUUUGUUUUUCUCUUCUGUCCUAAUCAGAAAGCUGGGGGCGUGGGG